Stylonychia lemnae is the source of this 879-nucleotide messenger RNA. NCBI's taxonomy places the organism in Eukaryota, Ciliophora, Spirotrichea, Sporadotrichida, Oxytrichidae. The record is from the annotation of a GenBank genome assembly.
AUGGAAAAAUAAGAAGCUUAUAGUGAGUUAGUCAAUUCAAAUAGAAAUCACAUCGAUCCUAAUGACAUGGCUACUGACGAAGACGCUGUUGAAAGGAAAAAGAUUCUCAAUUUGAUUUUUGCAAACGACUAUAAAGGAUUGAAGGAUAUGAAAAUUGUUAGUAAGAACCUAAAUUGGCUUGAAAAGCACUCGAAGACUGACCUUGAUGAUAAAAUUACACCAUUGGCUUAAGCAUCUUUUUUGGGGAGAGGCAGAAUAACUGAACUUCUGCUAGAAAAUCCACUAAUUGACAUUAAUAUGACCACUGAGGAUCAUGAAUACACUCCUCUAAGUGCUAGUUGCAUAGCAGGCAAUUUUGAAAUCGUGAAGAUCUUAUCCGAAAACGGAGCUGACACCAAUCAUAUGAAUUCAAUGGGUUACACUCCUCUUCUAUAUUGUUUUUCUCGAAUGACUGAAACUUCCAAUGUCUAUGAAAACAAAAAUAUCUGUCUAAAAAUUGCUGAGAUACUUCUGCAUUUCGGAGCAGAUAUAAACUAUUACCAUCAUGGAAAGACACUUUUAAUGAGCUUCUGUGGUAUGUCUAUGAUACUAGAACAAGUUUAACUAGAGAUGAACCUAGAGGUAAUCAGAUUUUUAAUAGAAAACGGAGCUGAUAAAACUCUAAAAUCAAAGACAAAUGGAAUGACUGCCUAUGAGCUAAGCAACAACCAUUGUGCUUCUUAACAAGUUAAAGACCUAUUAAAUUCUGCUAAGCAGGUUCACUUUCAUUAGAGAGCAAAGAAUGGCAAAGGCCACCGUGAGGCUGGAACAAUAAUCCUCGAUGACACUAAAGUAAAAGUUGGUUGCUGUUCCAUGUUCUAUUUUUGCAGAGGAAAUUGA